AUGUUUCGGGAUAUCUUGGGCUUAGACAAUCCUGAAGAUAUCAGUCGAAAGCCGAAAAAUCCUAGGUUCAAGUUCGCAUUCUAUCAUGAUUUUGUGCCUCCUCCACCAUUGUCAUCGCUGGUAGAGGAGACCGAAGUGCCAUUGCGCCGAUGGAGCAGUGUCAUUGGUUAUGUAUCUCAACCUAUAGACGAAAACCGACUCUCAUUGCUUAACUGGGGUCACCUCUCCUCCGAGCACCGCGCCCAUCGGGAGACCAGACUGGCAUCUCUGAAAGCUGAAAUUUCCAAUGAUAGCCGUGCGUAUCAGGCUGUCUUGGAAAUACUGAGUGAUUUGUCAGAGAAGGCCCCUGAAAACUCAUCGAAGAAGAAAUCAUUAUACGGGAGAAUCCACAAGCAGAAGUGGAUCGCAAUUCUCUUUGUUUGCGACAAUCUGGCCAUAUUCCCUGACCACAAAUUCCCUCAAUUCCAAAUCUCUUCAAAGAUAGUCAAAGGUAAUGUGACGAAGGAGAAUCUGACCAAUAUUCUAAUUGAUUGGCGCGUCGAUGGCAUCAAAGAGACAGAGGAUUUUGUAUGGCCCUUUUUCACACCAGUAAAUUCUCCACCUCCUACUGCUCCAUGGGCUCCCGGGCAUCCUUCAAGUACCACUGGAGACACGUCUGCUACCACUCGCACAUUAACUCCUGAGGGACAAGCGGAACUGAUGAGGGAGCUUGGCAAGUCCAUGAGUUAUUCUUCUGCAUUGGGAGUUGGUGGCAUUCAUCGGCUUCUGCAACAACCGUUAGCCCGAGACGAGCCAGAAGACGAGCUUCGGAAAGCUCUGAAGAAAUUUUCCGGGGAUUCGUUGGCUUAUGUUUGCACCGACCUCAAACGGCUUCCUGCAGGAAAAUUUGCGAAAGAUGACAUGGUCAAGCAGUUAAUGGCCUGGGUAUGCAUCAGAUUUCCUGCUCAUUGA
Messenger RNA from Lentinula edodes (shiitake mushroom), 951 nucleotides. RefSeq lists its product as uncharacterized. The record is from RefSeq and is a predicted model, not a curated record. NCBI's taxonomy places the organism in Eukaryota, Fungi, Basidiomycota, Agaricomycetes, Agaricales, Omphalotaceae. The transcript is spliced from 2 exons. Bases 1 to 951 code for a protein of 316 amino acids.